Molecule: messenger RNA, 1578 nt
Organism: Trypanosoma grayi
Lineage: Eukaryota; Euglenozoa; Kinetoplastea; Trypanosomatida; Trypanosomatidae
Product: U3 small nucleolar RNA-associated protein 3
Exons: 1
Coding region: 1-1578 (525 amino acids)
Biological process (GO): maturation of SSU-rRNA from tricistronic rRNA transcript (SSU-rRNA, 5.8S rRNA, LSU-rRNA)
Cellular component (GO): nucleolus; small-subunit processome
Source: RefSeq, a predicted model, not a curated record
AUGGCGAAGAAGGGGUCGCUCAAGAAACGCUCCAAGCGGGAGGAGGAGGAGGUUGUCGAGGACCUUGAUCUAGACGUGGAAGAUUACGCCGUAGAGGACGAAGAUGUCGUCCACAACCGCCGCAGCAAGGCACAAGGGAAGGAACGUGAAGAGCUGGCGGCUGUGCUGCCAUCGGAUGCCCACAAGCUGGAGGGAUACGAUGACGAUGAUGACGAACGGGGAGCCCAUCUAGAAGAGGAGGCCCUCGCUUUGGAGGUAAACAAGAGCAUGCGGCGGAAGGUAAUCGAGUCGGACUUUGAUGUUGGCGGCAUCACGGCUGGCGCCAAGCGGAAGCGGAGCAGUGAGACAAGCAAGACACUCAACGUUGCACCUGUUAUUGAGGCUGUGGAGCGUGACUACGCUGCCCUCUCGUCCUCGGAACGCAUAGCCAUCGUGCAGAAGGAGUCUCCAGAGAUGAUCAAGAUGCUGGAGGAGAUGAGGCAGUACCUUGCCGAGGUGAAGGAAUUAGCCAAGCCUCUCCAGGAGUUACUCUUCCAACGUCGCUUGUCCGACGCGGACCGCAGCCUCGUCCAGUUCCUAGAAACGAAAGUGCAGUUAAUGCUCAGCUACUGCAUGCACGUCACAUUCUACUUGCUCCUUAAGACUGAGGGCAAGAAGGUGGCGGGGCACCCAGUCAUUGACAACUUGGUGGAGAUACGCGUGUAUCUUGAAAAGCUGUUCCCGCUGGAGGAGAAGCUGCAUUACUCGCUUAAUCGUCUCCUCAGUGGCAAGACCACAGCCGCGGCUCACCUUGACUCUCUGCGCCCGCUCCAGCACAACGAGCGCGGGUCACUCGCAGCGAAUACAGAGGGCAAGAAGAAUCGCAAGCAACUGGAGGCGAUAAAGAAGGCCGAUGAGAUUGAGAAGGAAGAGUUGGCCACCAUGAAUCGCAUACGGGCCAAGAAGUCAGACAUCACCAACGAAGCCUCCUCUUUUGAUCGCAAGACAGCAGUAUCGGCGCUGGGAUACCACGAGGAUGAGGAUCAGUACUUUGCGAAAUUGACAGCCGGCGAUGAUGAAGAGGAGGAGCAGGGUCUAUCGCUCAUUGAGCGGCUGCGGAAGCGCCAGCGUGCGCUCACCGACACCACCAACAUCAACAAUAAUGACUUUGAUGAGGACGAUGACACCGGCGUUGUGGACGAUGAUGAUGAUGAUUUUGAUGAUGAUGAUGAUGAUGGCGCUGAGGACGACCUCCUCAGCGAAGGCGAGGAUGAAGACGAGGGCAACUACGAGACACUGCUGGAGGAAGAGCAUGAGCGUGAGCUCCAGCAGGCGGCCGAUCAGUCACGGCCGAGGCCCAAGUUGGUGGAGCCAGUGGUGGAGAGGCGCAAGACGAGCAAGAAGAUCGAAACGCAUCGCGGUCUCACCAAGUCUCGCCCGAAGGACCGCAAGACGCCACGCACUGCGCAGCGUCGCAAGUACGAGAAGGGCAUGCGUAUACACAAGGCCCAGACACGCACUGUCCAGCCUGAGCCAGAGGGGGGCUUUAUUGGUGUAUCGUCCAUCAAGUCUGGGGUUACGCAGAGUGUUCGGUUUUAG